Messenger RNA from Drosophila ficusphila, 741 nucleotides. RefSeq lists its product as uncharacterized. The transcript has a single exon. NCBI's taxonomy places the organism in Eukaryota, Metazoa, Arthropoda, Insecta, Diptera, Drosophilidae. The record is from RefSeq and is a predicted model, not a curated record. The coding region runs from base 71 to 481 and encodes 136 amino acids.
UCAAGACGAGACGAGACGGCACAGUGCCAAAGCAGAGCUACCCGCAGUCGGACGGACGCACGGCAACCAAAUGACUCUCUCAUUCCCGGGAAACGUCCUGCUCCUGGCGGCGGCCCUCGGCGGCUGCCUGGUGUGGUCGCUGCCCAUGACGCCGGAGCAGGAGCAGGAGCUGCGCACGGACGUGCGGCCCAUCACCUACCAGCUGGCGCACGUGGCCAAGAGCGAGGCGGAGUCGGAGUACGUGGGCAGGAUUCCGCCGCACGACGAGCACAGCGUCGAGGAGGAUCCCGAGUUCGCCGUUCAUCUCGUGGAGCAACUGGAAGCGGCCGGCGUGGAGUCCGCCGAUCGGCGGGCAUUGAGCACGCUGAGCUACAAGGAGCUGGUCCGCCUGCUGGCCCUCUGGCACAUCAACCAGGAGCGCAACGUCUACGAGGCCAACGGACCCGACCAGCAGCCCGACCAGGCCAUCGAUGCCCGCUGAGCGAUCCCUGUUCGCCGCAGCCAAAGCCCAGGUCUUGGCCAAAUCGAAUGUGACAAGAGAAUAAGGCUAGCCGAGAUUCGGGGAGUUGUUCCCUGGCAGAUCUAUAUGAUGAUAUGAUAUUCCGAUACGAUACAUGUGUAACUACAAAGGCAAUUGCAAUUUGUUUUUCCUUUUUUUUUCGACAAUUAGUUCUACAACAGCUACAGUAAAAGUGCUUAGGCUCGUAUACAACUGCUAUUAAACGUAACCAUACUAAAAUA